GAGAGAGAGAGAAAGAAAAAGAAAGAGAGAGAGAGAGAUUGAGAUCGGACCGGACGAUCCCACCUGUGAUCUGUAAUCUGUGAUCUGCUUGUGAUCCCCUGCGUCCCGCGAUCCCGACGGACGUCGUCUCCAGCCGAGACCGAAUCCCCCCUCCCCCUCCCGACGCGAUGGACAUCGACGCCGAGACCUGUCUCAAGGACUGGAACGACCUGGCGCAGGACUACAAGGAACUCGAGGCACUAAAUAGGGAAUAUCUUUUGAAAUUGGAAGAAAUUGGUGAGCUGCAAGCAAAAUGUGUCAAAGGUAUCUCCCACCAGAAAUACCGGAUGGGUGUAAUAUCCAAGUCUUUGAAACAGCUGAGUACAAAAGAAGCACGAGAAGACUUGCGGAAAUCUAUGACGAGGAGAGAACAGCAGCUUAGGGAGAUGGAACAAACGCUACCUAAACAAAACGGCGUUUACUUACAAAUUAUUCUGGGCAGUGUCAAUGUCUCCAUAUUAAAUAACAACGACAAAUUCAAGUACAAAGACGAAUAUGAGAAAUUUAAACUAGUGCUAUCGGUAAUUGGAUUCGUACUCUCUGUAUUAAAUCUAUUUACCAACAUAAGGACCUUAGAACUUAGUUUCAUGUUUCUCCUCGUCUGGUACUAUUGCACGUUAACGAUAAGAGAAAGUAUACUCAAAGUGAACGGAUCAAAAAUUAAGGGCUGGUGGAGAUUCCAUCAUUUCCUCUCGACAGUGAUAUCUGCUGUUCUACUAGUCUGGCCAAACACGGGACCGUGGUACCAGUUUCGCCGCCAGUUUAUGUGGUUCAACGUGUAUAUCAGUGUAGUUCAGUACUUGCAAUUUCGGUACCAACGCGGCGUUUUGUACCGGUUAAAAGCGCUGGGCGAGAGAGACAAUAUGGAUAUCACCAUCGAGGGAUUCCAUUCAUGGAUGUGGCGCGGUCUCUCGUUUCUGCUGCCGUUCCUCUUCGCCGGUUAUUUCUUUCAGCUUUAUAACGCGUACACGCUAUACGAAUUAUCGUACCAUCCAGAGGCGACGUGGCAUGUAUCGGUGCUCAGCGCCAUGUUCCUCUUACUAUUUGUGGGAAACUCGGCCACCACCAUCAUGGUAAUCCCGCAGAAGCUCGUCAAGGAACGCGUCAAGGAGCAUCUGUUCGCGUCUAAGCCCGUUCGCAGAAAGGAGGGAAGCGCGCGCGAUAAGGACAAUAAAGAUGAAAAGAGUGAGUGAAGGAAAGACGUUGAGUACUUCUGACCUUUCUGGUGAAAUUGAGGCUCGGCUGGAUUAUGAGAAUAAAUUGGGAAGAAUUGUAAAGGAGAAGAUGACUACGCUGUCUACGCUAUAAAAUGGUGUUGGUGCUGGCUCUAAAAUAUAACGAACCGUACUUUGUUGCGUUGAGCAAAGGUGAAUUAAUAACACAUACAUACACACAUAUACAACGUGAGUGACUGAUCACAAAUAAAGAAGUUUUUAUUUACUAUACUCUUGGAUAAAGUCCAUUGUCAAGUGCUUUCGAGAAUGUUCUUUGUACUCUCAACCGUCCUGAAAUAAACUUGCCUAAUUCCAACAAUAGGCUUCUCAACGAA
This is a messenger RNA of Temnothorax curvispinosus, 1588 nucleotides long. RefSeq names its product transmembrane protein 120 homolog. The transcript is spliced from 6 exons. The coding region runs from base 168 to 1232 and encodes 354 amino acids. The record is from RefSeq and is a predicted model, not a curated record. Lineage: Eukaryota; Metazoa; Arthropoda; Insecta; Hymenoptera; Formicidae. Gene Ontology annotation, cellular component: membrane.